GCAGGUUCAGGUUCAUAGUUUUUUUUAACAGCUCCUCAGUUUAGGACAGAUGCAGGACGGCUGGUAAAUUUGCAGAGAGAGGGGGACAUCGAAAGAGAGAGGGGAGAGAGCAGCAUCCCUAAGCAGGAAAACUCUUCUAACAUAUAACCGGGAAACCGAGGAGCUGAUGAGAUGGUGGAGUGAUGCAGAGUACGGACAUCGGGGCACAUGAUCUGAUAUUGCACUGAGGAGUGGAUGCUUUCAGCGCAUUGAAGGUUUUUCUGGUACUGAAGAAACAUGGUGGGCCUGAGAAACCGUUCCACGUGGGAACCAUUGUUGCUAAAGGCCUCAUGCAUCAAGUCCUGUGCCAAUGGAUGCUCCAUGGGCAUCACUGCACAACUCACAUACGCCAAUGCUGACACAGAGUCUGUGGAAGGUGUGUUUGUGUACCCUCUGGAGGAAAAGGAGGUCGUGGUGGGCUUUGAGGCCAUGAUUGCAGGGCGGCUGGUGGGAGUGCAGAUCCAGAGCAGAGGAAAGCUGAAGGACUGCUGUUUGGAGUGCUGCCCUAAAUCUGGUCUUGACGGAUACUACGGGAGCAGCCAGGAGUGGAGCUGCUGCUGCGGGAUGUCAGGCCUGGACAUACAAUGCACCAACGGACACCUGAUUUUGGAUGAAGACCUGGAAAGAACCACAUUCAUUGUGGGUUGUGGAGUUAUUGGCCCUAUGGACAUAGUGUCUGUGACCAUCAGCACCACACUGGAACUCCCCACUAUGGAAAACGGAGCUAUCCGUAUCGUCUACCCAACGCUGCUUACUCCGGUUGUAACCGGCCAGUUGACUGCAAGCAAAAGUGAAAAUGGAGGAAAGUCUGAGGAAACCGGAGCGACCAGCUGUUUCGGUGCUACCUCAGGGAAGCAGGAUCGGGCUGUCGACUCUGAGCAGCAGUGCUCUCAUGGCCUCUUUUCCAGUCCUGCUGUCAAUCUGGCACCGUAUGAACUCAACUUCCAGCUGCUGGUUAGAGGCGCCUGUCUGCUGGCUGGCUUGGAGAGCCCUACACAUGCUCUGAGAGCAGAUGCAGAUCCUAGUGCCCAAAGUGCAUCUGCCACCUAUAUCACUUUGGCUCAGGAGCAUCCGUACGAUAGACAUGUAGAGAUAAUAUUGCACCUCAGUGAACCUCACAGUCCAUUGGUCAUCCUGGAGAAAGGCAGACUGUCCUUCAGCCAGUAUGAACAACAGAUCUGCUCUCGCAAAGAUUACAUUCGAUACACACGCAAAGACUCAGACCCUGAGAGAAGGCUGGAGUACAUCCGUAGACGAUACCACAAAGACGUCCUCUGCAGCCCCGUGCUCAUGCUCAACUUCUGUCCUGACUUACUGUCCGAGCCUCUGGAGCUGCACAAAGCUACCAGAGAGUUGCUGUUCCUAAUCGAUCGCAGCGGCAGCAUGAGUGGCACCAACAUACGACGUGUGAAGGAAGCCAUGGCAGUGGCCCUGAAGAGUCUACCCACUGGUACGAUGAUCAACAUAGCUGGCUUUGGGACCACCAUCAAGCCUCUGUUUACCUCCAGCAAGCUCUGCACUGAUGUGACUCUAAUGCAGGCCUAUGAGUACAUCCAGAGGAUGAGAGCGGAUAUGCGCGGGACCAACCUGCAGGGGGCGCUGUCCUGGCUCUACCAGCAGCCCAUGCAGCGUUCAUAUCCACGGCAGGUCUUUAUCAUCACUGACGGCUCCAUCAGCAAUGUGGCUAAGGUGCUGGAGUUGGUUCGCAGAAACACAUGUGCUGGCAGAUGCUUUGGCCUCGGCCUCGGACCGCGGGCCUGCAGGAGGCUCCUUCAGGGAAUUGCCAAACUGACCGGAGGGACCGCAGAGUUCUUCGACGAUGAAGAACGACUCCAGCCCAAGAUAAUCAAGUCUCUAAAGAAGGCCUUUGAACCUGUUCUGACGGAUGUUCGGAUUGACUGGUACCUGCCAGAGAACAUGGAGGCCCUCCUUUCACCCAAUGAAAUUCCUCCUUUGUACCCCGGAGAUCGCCUCGUUGGAUACUGCACUCUUUAUGACAUGACAAAUUUCAAAGCAAAGAAGACGGAGUGCCAAGAAAGGGACUGCAGAGGUGUACACCGUGAUUCGGUGGGUUCUGUUUUUACCCAUUCGAAUGAUGAGCUUUCAUCUCCUCCUUCAUCUGAGCUCAUGCCUGUGGUGAUGCACUCCGACAGAACCGAGCUAGAGGAGGCUCUGAGAGAAAUCUCAAGAGAAAUUUCAUCUGAGUUCUCUUGUGCCAGAGACCCUGACCUUGGAAUAAGCCCAGGUGUGGAGCUGGAUUGGUCCAGCGAUAUAAGACGGAGGAUCCAGCAGAGCUCCUACAUUCAGGAGCAGUACGUUCUCACUCACUGCUCCCUGAGCAGCGAGAGAAGUCUUCAGACACAGACCCACGUACACAUUCAUGCCUCAAGCUCUGACUCUGCAGGUGGGGGAUUUCUUUCUGAUACCCACUCCUCUGGUCCGGUAUUGGAAACAGGGUCUUUACCACAAGGCCUUGAGAGGAUGGCCCCUCCAGAGGCAUCAUCCUUAUCUCGCUGGGCGGACCCAGCAUGGCAACAAAACCUUUCAGCGGAAACUCCUGACAAUGUUGCUAAAAAGAAUGGGCAUCUGGAUGGAGGCGAGGAGUCUCGAAGGAGACAGAAAGCAUUAGCUCGUUCCACAAUGGCAGCAAGGAGUUUUUCAUCACCACAGGGUGAACUGGAAAUGCAUCGCCUCCGGAGAGCUCUUGAGAGGGUCUCCUUUGACCAGACUCUUGGAGGACGGUUGGAUGAAAGUGAGGGAGAAACAAGGCCUUCAUCAAGAGGGACGGUUUCCCACAGAAGCCUGACUGACUCCAACGGACUCCUGUUUCCUGCUUCGCCCCUGGACUGGGACAGCCUCACUGACCCAGAAUAUCUAUUUACUGCUGCUCAGCCUGCAGAUCCUCCCCUAGGUCAGUGUCGCUCCAUCAUUCAUGGUCUGCUGAGUGGCAAACCUGUGUCCUGGGAGGUUACUGUGGACAUGGGACAUCUCUGGCCACCGGAAGACCAGGACACCACUGGAGUCAAUGAAUGUAGAAUUGGUGGGGACGAUGUAGGAAAGCCAUGGGAGGAGAUCAUUCACCACCUGACGGCUCGCUCAGUAAUAAGGGACUUCGAAAAGCUGGCAGAAAAAGAGAGCGAAACUGGACAUGGGUCAGGUAAAAGGUAUCGUAUGAAGGCUAUUCAAACAAGCAAGCACUGUAACAUCAUAUGCAUGUACACAGCCUUCACCAUUACCAAUGGCAGUACAAGCAAAGGCUUGGCAGAGAGCACAGACGUCCGAAACACAGGGAUUCAUAUGGGGAACAGGCAAACGUCUCAGUCUGGAGGUCGCAGGCAGAGGGUCUAUUCUGCCGGUCUGGGAAGACGGCGGAUCAGCGGCGAAAGUGAAGAGGCUGAAGACGCCUGGAACUUUACAGACGCAGGUGGAUUCUGUUCCAUGGCUACUGUAACAACAGGGAUGUCGUGCAAUCGUUCACAGCGAUCUAUAGAGAGCAAAUCAAUGGAGAGCUUCUUUAGCACCAGGUUCCAGCUGGGUCGACUCAGAUCCUCUAUUUCAUCCGGAAAGCAGGUUCCCCUCAAAUCUCACUGUCUAUCAGCAGAGGCCGACAAACAGCCAGAGAGCGAAACUCCAGACUACCAGCCCCUGGUGCAUUUGCAACUUGCAUCAGGGGCUUUUCUCCUGACGGCGAUGUACUCAGAGUGUGUCCAAAUCCCCCUGGACCGCCUUAAGAGAGCAUCACCUUACAGCCUUCACCGACGUAGCCUCAGCCCAGCUUUUCGCUCCACUUCUCCCAGCGCUCCCUCUUUGUCCACCUCUGCCAAGCCUCCAGGUGUUUCCACGAUUCACCAUGUCACCUUUUCUCCUUCCUCGUGCUCUCUGGCCAAACCAGCUGCUCCUCCCUUCCACCACACUCCAGUAGACAACCCUUUGAUUUUGGAGUCGAGGCUUCUGCGAAAACAUUUGUCAGAACGAGACCCGGUCACAUCUCCCCCUGAUCUCCCGAGCUCUGAGGAGGGAUCCUUGGAGCUGUCUAUUGGCCCCUCUCACAGUCAAAGCCUUGGACAAGCAGACAGCGGCCGUGGUUCAGAGACUGAUAUAUACGAGGGGACUUCAGCAGAGCUAGCAGACCUCCAGGGUAGCACCCAGUUGGCUCAGGAAGAUCUCGAAGGUUCCACCUGGGCCACCGCUGUUGCUCUGGCGUGGCUGGAGCAUCGGUGUGCCGGCUACUUCAUGGAGUGGGAGCUGGUGGCAGCAAAAGCAGAUUUCUGGCUGCGCUGUCAGAAGCUGCCAGAGGGAGUGGACCUUGCAGGGCUAAGAGGAGCAGCCAGACAGCUGUUUCUGCUGCUGCGCCACUGGGAUGAAAACAUCAAGCUUAACAUGCUGUGUUAUAACCCCAAUAAUAUGUGAGACAGUCAGUUCAGAGGUACAAAAACAAAUCUACAGUCAUGUGGAAGCAUUCGGACACCCCAACUACUUUGUUUUUAUUUUGGUUUUAGGAAAUAUUCACAUGUUGAUUUGUAAUUAGCAAGACAUUUUGAUGAAACAAAGUAUUUGUAAGUAAACAAAAGUGAAAAUUGUUUUCCUCAUUAAAGACAGGAAAUAAAUUAGCAAAAAGUUAGAAUACUCCACCCACUGAAAGCUAGUCUUUGCCCCUUUGACUGAAAUGACUUCAGUAACUGCUUGUAUCCCCCUGACCAUCUCUGACAUUGCUCUGAGGAAAGUUUGUCGCACUCCUCACAUUCAGCUGAAAGAUGUUUGAGGGCUUUCAAGGCAUUCCAUAAUGUCUCACAAAAAUCCGAUCUGGGCUUUGACUUUCCAUUUCUUAAUGGUCCUUGGUGAAUUCACUGUUGAUUUGGGGAGCACUGUCAUUCUGUAAGGACCAAUUCUGCUUCGUCUUUACUUCUUUUUUAUUUUAAGUCUUGCAUCCUCUGAUACAUGGUGGAAUAAAGGUGGAUUAUGUAAGGGUGAGCUGUCAAAUAAUGACACUUCCACCUCUGUGCUUCACAGUUGAUAUGAGGUUAUUUUCCCAAAAUGCUGUGUUUGAUUUAUGCCAAUCAUAUCCUCUCUUCUGAUGCCCAAAUACAUUUCAUGUAGACUCAGCUGUCCAAAGAACAUUAUUCCAGAAGCCCUGAUGUUUGUCUGCAUUCUCCAUUACCAAAUUAAGGCUUCUGGCUUUCUGUUUUUCUUAAGAGAGCAAAGGACCCUUGCUUUCUCUUUUAACAACUCGUGUGAGUAAAACUUGUGCAGUCUAAACUUCAGCAGACGGGAUCACACCAAACAUAAAUGACUGAGAUUUAAACUGGGCAAAUCGCCUCGAAAACGUUGUUCCAGUCAUUUGCACUUGACAAAAAGGAAUAAAUGUGAGGCAAUCCUAAUUCAUUCCUAAUCAGAAAUAGCAUUUUUUUUUAUUUAGUAUAAAAUGUAUUUCUUUUCUCUAUUUUUUUGUUUUAUCUUAUGUAUAUUACUAGAAUUAUCUCAUAUGAAAUAUCCAAAUGUCCAAGCUCAGCAGAAAGAUAAAUAGGCUAUUGUAGGGUGUCUUACUUUUCUCACAACUGGAUAACAAAAGUUGUACUUUAUUAGCUGAUACUGUAAAUCAGUGCCAAAUCCACCCCAAUUUACAAAAGUGACCUUUUAUUAUAAAUUUGCUUUAUGCAAACACAGGAAUGCCUUGACCAUCUGAAUAAGCUUUUCGUAGUUUAAACUGUAGCUUAAAGUCUGUAUUAUGUAUACUAUGCCAAACAAAGAAUCAGUCAAUGAUUGUCAUGUUAGUUAUUAGAUAAACUGAUGAAAGUUUAGCUCACUCAAUCAACAUAAUACAACAUAAUUGAAGCUAAGCAUUUGUUGUACUGUGUACAAAAGGAAUAAAAGUUUUAAUCUGU
Poeciliopsis prolifica (blackstripe livebearer) is the source of this 5921-nucleotide messenger RNA. It is a transcript of the gene vwa5b2, whose product is annotated as von Willebrand factor A domain containing 5B2. The coding region runs from base 277 to 4449 and encodes 1390 amino acids. The record is from RefSeq and is a predicted model, not a curated record. Lineage: Eukaryota; Metazoa; Chordata; Actinopteri; Cyprinodontiformes; Poeciliidae. The transcript has 22 exons.